Laccaria bicolor S238N-H82 is the source of this 747-nucleotide messenger RNA. RefSeq lists its product as uncharacterized. The record is from RefSeq and is a predicted model, not a curated record. The coding region runs from base 79 to 399 and encodes 106 amino acids. Gene Ontology annotation, biological process: actin filament organization. Gene Ontology annotation, molecular function: protein serine/threonine kinase activity. NCBI's taxonomy places the organism in Eukaryota, Fungi, Basidiomycota, Agaricomycetes, Agaricales, Hydnangiaceae. The transcript has a single exon.
CCGCUUAGCGCUGGAGGCGGCAGUAGAUCGCGUAGUGGAACGACAACGACAAAGUCCAAGAAGGGAGUUUUAGGUUUCAUGUCGGAAGUAUUCAAUCCCACGAAACGCCCGGAGAUUAGCACACCAUAUGACCCAGUUCACCUCACCCAUGUCGGUUUCAACUCGUCCACAGGAGAGUUCACUGGCUUGCCCAAGGAAUGGCAACAGUUGCUGCAGGAAAGUGGGAUCUCGAGAUCGGAGCAAGAGAAGAAUCCUCAGGCCGUGAUGGAGAUUGUCAAGUUUUACCAGGAAGGUCAUGGUGAGGUAUGGGACAAGUUGGGAAAUGUGGGAGGAGCAAUAGAUACAGCUUUUAUUGCCAAGAUUGGGGAAGAUGGUUUCACAAAUCCGGUGAGCAGUUAGUUGUCCGUUGAAUGUUUGCUUGAUAUUCACCUUUGUUCAGCGGUCACCUCCUCCGCCUCCCAAAAAGCAACAAUCGCAACCAUCGGUGUAUUCUCAACCUGUCCAAUCUGGAACUUCUGCGCCAAGUUCAUUUCGUCCUGCACCUACGCCACCUUCCACCGCUACUCCAGCUCUUGAUCGUUCCACCUCUCAACGUACUCCCGCUAAACCAGUCAAAUCUGCGGACAUUGGCCGUUCUAAUACAACUCGGGAUAGGCGAUCUCCAAGCGGCCAGGGCCCCGCUCAACUUCCUAGUGUGAACGCUCUUGGACAACAGAAGCAAUAUGCGAAGCCAUCUCCAGGAUCAUC